This is a messenger RNA of Hemibagrus wyckioides, 1881 nucleotides long. RefSeq names its product T-cell surface antigen CD2-like. The record is from RefSeq and is a predicted model, not a curated record. Lineage: Eukaryota; Metazoa; Chordata; Actinopteri; Siluriformes; Bagridae. Bases 189 to 845 code for a protein of 218 amino acids. The transcript has 6 exons.
UAGCAUUUAAGGUGGAAUGAAGAAUUCUAAUAAUAGGCAUGUAAAAUCUAAUGGGUCUAACAGUAAAAGCAGAAAACAUAGAUACAAGGCAGUGGGUGUAGGUGAAAUAAACCUGUAAAGAGAGAAAAGAAGACCAAGCACCAGGAGAGAAAGGAUAAGACAUUAGUCACUGAGUCUUUAAAGGAAAGAUGAACACCAGCGACAGUGUUACAGUCUUAUUCCUUUGUUUCCUGACUCUGUUUUCCUUAAUGGACUGUAGCGCAUGUUGGAGAAAUAUAUUAGAAGGGGACAGUCUCACUUUGAAACUGACUGACAGGCCGCUUAAGGAGAAUGAUCAAUUCAUUAUUAAAAAAGACGAUAAAUUGUUAGUCCGCAAACGGAAUAUCAACCAAGAUAAACGAUGGAAGAUGGUAAAUACAAGCCUGGAGCUCCAGCAUGUGAAACUGAGUGAUUUUGGAAACUACACUGUUGAUGUUUUUGAUGAGGACGGCAAGAACUUAAUAUCAUACACAGAAACUGUCUGUGUUUAUGUGAAAGUUCCAAAGCCAAGAAUGAAUGUUACAUGUCAGGAUGAGAAGGUUUACAUCACAUGUGAGGUUGAGGAUAGUAAAGAUAUAUCUUUCAGCUGGCAGCAAAAUAAGAAAGAUAUCCAGAAGAAAGGAAAAGUCUUAACAGUUGUUAAGGCAGACAACUCAAAGUAUGCAUGUACUGCUCAGAAUCCAGUUGAUAACCAUGCAAGUGAUGAAGUGGAAGCAGCAUGUAACAAGGCCAGGCUCUUUGCUUUUGACCUUUGGAUUAUGGUGUGCAUCGUAGCUAGGGGAGGAGCUUGCCUGCUGUUCCUGUAAAUGCAAAGAGAAACAUCAGUGUGUACCAAAGCGCUAUCCUCAUCAGUGUUGCUGUGGAUCCAUAGGAUUAUGGGAAGAUACAUGAGGCAGGAACAUUCCCUGAUUUGGACUCCAGUUUGUCACAUGCACACACACAUUCACACCUCUGGUUAAUUUAUCACAACCAAUCUACCUGUUAUAUGUGUUUACUACAUAGAAUAACAUCAAUAUCCAGCAGCUGCUUACCAUUAAUCUUUUUAAAAAACAGAUGCUUCUAAUGUUUGAGAUAUUUAACAGUAUUUUUCAUGUUUUCCUAAUAAGCUUGUGUAUUCUGAUCAUUUGAUUUCUGUGUUUUACUUCAGAGAGCCAGUAUAUUUCUAGCUUUCUGUAACUGCAUCCAUGCAAAUGUAAUGUCAUUACAUCCAUUUACAAGUGCAUCAAUUCAAGUCUGUUUUGGUCUGACGAAUACUGCAGGAUCUGUGCUGAAGCUAUUUGUGAAAAUUGUCUUAAAAUGUCUUUUAAAAAAAACUCAAAAUUAAUGCAGCCAAUUACAUUUAUCCAUGCAAAAAUAUUAGUGUUGUUUUCGGAAGAAUUAGAGUUAUUAGAUUUGUGUUUAGAAGUGGCUACAAAGGUGUGAGAAACGUCCAGUCAGUGUUGCCAGUUCUGUUGUUUUCUUGUCAAAGUGGUUCAAAUGCAGCUGUGCUUCAAAAUGUUUGUGUCACAGAUAGUGUUUUUACGGGCUACUUUCAAAAAUAAUCAUGGCUGUCCUAAAGAAAAAUGAGCAGAAAAGCAACAAUUAUUAUUUAAGUCAUACAAGCUUACACUGAUGUGGGUGUUAUAGACCUAUCAAUGUAAAAACAGACACACAUUAGUAUAGGCUACAGCUGACUGAAUGAAGGAGAGGAGAGAAACUAAAUGUCAGGUAACAUUUUGAUUCACAUUUCUAACUGUACAACUUUGUAUCUUAUAUGUUGUAUUUUUACUUAUACUUUUAUAUUCUUAUUGUGCUAUAUAUAUAUAGUUUGUAUGUUAAAUAAAGUUAAUAUAAAGUUUGGUU